Diachasma alloeum is the source of this 2825-nucleotide messenger RNA. It is a transcript of the gene stv, whose product is annotated as BAG domain-containing protein Samui. NCBI's taxonomy places the organism in Eukaryota, Metazoa, Arthropoda, Insecta, Hymenoptera, Braconidae. Gene Ontology annotation, molecular function: protein-folding chaperone binding. The record is from RefSeq and is a predicted model, not a curated record. The transcript is spliced from 2 exons. Bases 364 to 2181 code for a protein of 605 amino acids.
GACUCGGAGCAAGUAACGCAUGAACAGUGCGCAUUAUUCCCCCGAAUCAACUUGAAAAAUAGUGAUUUUAUCUGUGAAUAAAAGUGACAUCUCAAGGGUUUCGUAGCAAGACGACAUAAAUAUUGUGACAAAUAAUCAACAGAGGAGAACAUACUCAACCGGUAAUUGAAACGAAGUUAAAAAUUAGUGUGUUUCGCAGAUAAAUCCCGCUGUAACAAGUCGAUUUAUUGUCGCUUUUUGGCUAAAUUACUGUGGAGCAUAAAACGCAACGCCAGGCGGUAUAUUAGGGGGCGAUUUAACUUAGUCUCUUGAAAGCCCCUCGCACGUGCGAGGCCAAGUGUUGUCGCGCGAACGUGACAAAGUAUGGAUUCGCCUGUCAUCGUGGACACAGCAUCCAAAUUUGGCCGAAAUCUGGACCCCGGUUUCGGUUUUGACGACGAGGGUUUCCGCCGCAGCAAGGACAUAAGAUCGCACCUAGACGAUCUCGCCGCGAGGCACCCAGAAUUCGCAGAUCACCUCCUUGGGCCCCCGUGGGGCGACUUCACCCUCCCCCGUAGACGUGGGUCUGGUGCAUCCCACCAGAGUCACCCAGACGAGGACGCGAGGAGCCAAGCGAGUGGCAGUAGUGCAGCAAGCGCAGCGAGUGGUGCCAGUGGUGUGAGCUCCCACGGCGAUCCCGAGACAAUAUUCGAAGAGCCCCAAACUAAGCUCCCCCAGUACGGCCUCCGCAAUACAGUUGACAUCGGCCAACACCAGCACAACAUGCAGAAUCAGGACAAAGGGGGUAGAAAUCAAAGAUCCAUGUCAGCCCCACCCGAGAACAGGCCGGACGAUAAUCAACCCCAGGACGGACAGUCCCAGAAUCCAAGAUUUGUAUCGCGAGUGGACAUUACCCCGAAGUUUAACAAUCAAACGACUGAAAAAUCCUCAAAGCCCGAAUCCCAAUCACCACCGCAGCCCCAAAAACAGCAACAGAGUAAUGUACGACACAUACCGAUAUUCGUCGAGGGUCGUGAUGAGCCAGUGAUUCCCAGGAACAAAGAGGAGCCUGUAUUCACAAAGCAACAGUCACCACCGAGAUACACAAGGCAACAAUCACCCCCCAGAUUCACAAGGCAACCGUCACCCCCUAGAUUCCACCAGUCGUUCGACUCUCCCCCUGAGUUUCACGCACCCCCACACUUCCACAGACCCUCUCACUUCACCAGCGAGCGAUUUGCUCGACCACGCGAGUGGAAACAAUUCACUGAGGAUGUGUUCGAUGGGCCCUUCGAGGGAAUGCGUCGAACCCACUCGCCAUUUCGACAACAGACUGAGCGACAGGGAAGAGCGCCUGAGGCUCACUUCCCUCAGGGUCACAGCUAUCACCAAACCAGUCAACAGCCGCAGGAGAAACAGCAGGAGAAGCCAGCGGCUGAGCCAGAGAAACCCAAACAACAGAUUCAACCGAAGGAUCCGUUGGAGAGGGUGGCCCUGGUUCAACAGGAGGUGGAUUCCCUGCACGAACAAGUUAAACUGUGGAAUGGAAACACAAGGCAGGAUAAACAGUACAUCUACCUCGAUGAGAUGUUGACAAGGGAGUUGAUAAAACUGGAUGACAUCGAGACAGAGGGAAAGGAGGCUGUUAGACAGUCUCGUAAGAACACCAUCAAGAGUAUACAGGAUGCCAUCAGUCUCUUGGAAUCAAAGGCACCACUGCCUGGACAGACACCAGUGAAGGAGCUCUCAUCUCCCCCAGAAUUCAAUCAGCCCAAGAAUGAAGAGCAGAAGGUGGAGAACGUUGAACUGAUGGAGACGGAGAAGAAGCCUGAGGAGGAGGCAAAGCCGAUUCCUCUUCCUGCCCCCUCGUCACCUGUUAAAGAAUCUGCUGCACCUCAGAACGAAGUUUCAAUGAAUGGUCAACAGUCCACCAGUACAGAGGGUAAAGGGGCUGAGAAGGCUGAUGGAGUGAGUCUUCCAGACCCAAAUGUCGCGAUACCGAUGGAGGGAGCUCCUGUUGAACCAAGUACUGCCAUGGAAAUCCAGACUGAUCAAGCGCAGAAGGCGAGCAACGAAGCAACGAAUGAAGAUACCACGAAAAUAUCCAAAUCUCCAAAGAAGGUGAAGAAAGCAAAGAAGCAGACGCCCGUCUCGAUGGAGCCAAUUCCAUUGCCCGGACCGGAAGCCCAUCAAAUAAAUUGAAUAAAUGAAUAUAUUAUUUGAAUACAAAAUGAUGAUUAAAUUAUACGUGAGGAUGAGCUGAAACUGAUCUGUUCAGAUGCUGAAGGUGUACGAUUAAUGGAUAAAUUAUCUUUGGUUUUACGAGGAAUUUAGGAGACUGAUUUUCCAUUCAGUUUCAGCUUCCAAUUCUUGUGAGAGUUAUUGAGCUGUGAAGCCAUGAAUUUCUUUUCUUCUAUCCAGUGCCAGAGCGCAAUAAGUGAUUUAAUUGUAUCAUUUUACGAGUUUUAUACGCUACGAAAAUAUUAAUUUUGGCGGAUCAAUGUAGAUUGGCUAUGUUUACGUGAAUAAUUGAAUAAUUGAAUUAGUUUCGAAUCGAAAUUAUAGUUUUAAUCGUCUCAGGCUCGUUGUGAUCCUUCCAAAAACAUUAUUCACCUUUAGAUGGGGGUAGAGGUAAUGAUCUUUAUCCUCUAGUCUUCUCGAUUCUUGUAAUUUAAAGCAGAAUGAAAGUAGAUUUAUUGUAGCGAAAAAUCAAUAAAGCGCGACAAGAUAUCAAAAUGUAUAAGUGAAUGUACGAUUAUUUAAAUAUAAUUAUUACCUUCAUUUUGAAUUAUACAUAAUUUAUUAUGUUUGUAAGUUACUUGUGUCAAUUAAAAAAUUGCAAAGAU